AUGGAGGUCACUACGGCUGCGGCGCCAGGCACUGCUGCCAACGGCGUUGCUGCGGCAGCGCCGUUCCCGACCAUCGAGCCCGAACGCGUGGUUGAGCACUUGGCCGCCGUCUGUGGCAUCGCUCUCGGCGCUACACGAGACGAGCUGGAGCAAGUCGGCAGUCUGCUACACAAGGGCCGCUAUGCAGACACCAUUUCGCGCUGUACUCGGUUUGCGGGCGAUGCCCAGAAUGUCCUUUACAUCCAGAAAGACCUCGCAAACCUGACGGUAGAAUCUGGGGCCGACACCACUGUCCCAACUGCCUACAACUACACCCUCUCGAACGAGAUCUCUUCGUCGUCCACGACGGUGGCCUCGCUCGUUCUUCUAAAGCCUCCCCAAGCCAUCGAUCCGACCCGAUCCCUUACUUCUCAGAUAUUCAUUACUAAUUUGCCUGGCCCGGCCUCCCUCGCUGCCGUGGGAGAGCAAGGCACGGCCCUUUCACCUUUCGAGGUUCUUCAUUCUCAUGUCCACCAUGCCUUGGUGCCGUACUUCGACGCCAACACCAAGAGCUUGCAGCUAGCCAACGGAUCGAGGGGACGAGCUGAUGUCGACGCCAAGACAGGCAUCCCCGUAACAAAGAAGCGACUCAACGAUCUGGAGCUGAGUCUGCUUCAUCUUCAGCAAAAUGUCGAUAUCCCCGAGAUUUCGCUGACCUUCCACGCCGCAAUCCAGGACGUCCUCGACUUGGCCGAGGCUGGGCACACACGACCGUCCAUCGAUGGGAUCCCGAAAGACGUUGUCCAAGACAGUAAAUUCCUCAACAAGCUGCAAGCGAAUGUGAAUACAUGGAUCAAGUCGAUUCAGGGUAUCACCAAGUUGACCAAGGAUCCUUCCUCGAAUGCGAACCAGGAGUUCAGCACGGCUAGCCAGGAAGUUAAUUUCUGGCUGUCGAUGGAGUCAGCGCUGGAGGGUAUUGAGGUCCAGCUGAGGAGUGAAGGCGUCCUACUCACCCUCGAGGUUCUCAAGAAUGCCAAGCGUUUCCAAGCCACCGUGAGCUUCACGGCCGAUACGGGCUUGAAGGAAGCCAUGGACAAGGUGCAGAAGUACAACCAGCUCAUGAAAGACUUCCCCCUGGAUGAGUUGCUGUCUGCUACGUCUCUGUCCAAGGCUCAGGAGGCUAUCGCGCAGAUUUUCGGGCAUCUGAACAAGAAGCUGAGGAUAUGUCCCUACCCGAUUCGAAGAGCCCUACCUCUGGUCGAGGCCAUCUCGGCCGACCUGGACGACGUGCUUCAUCGCCUCCUUCCUGGCACCGAGCUGGUGAACCUUGAUUACCAGCAGUUCCAGAGUAUCAUGGGAACUUGUAACGACAUCUUCCGGACCUGGGAGGAGAACGUCAAGGAGUUCACCAAUGUGGCUCGUGAGGUGACCCGCCGCCGAAACGAGAAAUUUAUCCCCAUCAAGAUCAACAAGAAGCACUCUGAACUUGAGUCGAGGAUUAAGUACGUCAGCACUUUCCGCGACAACCACGAGCAGCUCCAGCGCACCAUCGUCAACGUGCUGGGCCCCCAGGCCACCGUUCUCGGUGUCACCGAGACGACUGGCACCAACGGCAUUACCAUGGAUGAGAUGGGCGACGUCGAUGCUGUCGAGGAAGUGAAGCAGGCUUGGGAUGCUCUUCUGAAUGUCGACUUGUUGGAUGUCACCGAUCAGGGCAAGGAACGCUGGGUCCGAGCAGAGAACCUGUACAAUGAGCGAACAACGAGAGUUGAGAACUCCAUCAUCGCGAGACUUCGAGAUCGACUUGCUACAGCCAAGACUGCAAACGAAAUGUUCCGAGUCUUCUCCAAGUUCAACGCGCUUUUUGUGCGACCCAAGAUUCGUGGCGCCAUCCAGGAGUACCAGAACCAGCUGAUGGCCCAUGUUAAGCGGGCUAUUAACGGACUGCACGAGCGAUUCAAACAGCAAUAUGGCCAUUCAGAGACCCACGCUAUGGCUCAGUUGCGCGAUCUCCCCCCUGUGUCCGGUGCUAUCAUCUGGGCUCGUCAAAUCGAGUUCCAGCUAGAGGGCUACAUGAGGAAGGUUGAGGCUGUGCUCGGCCCUGACUGGACUCUGCACGCCGAAGGCCACAAGCUUCAGGAGGAGAGUGAACUGUUCAAGCAGAAGCUCGACACUGCUCGAAUUUACGAGGCUUGGCUCGCUGACGUUAACCGACGCAAGAUCUCCAUCUCCGGCCAGCUUUUCGACAUCAUGCGUGUCCGAUCUGCUGGUGGUAUCCUUGAACUGGCUGUCAACUUUGAUUCUCAGAUCAUCACCCUGUUCAAGGAAACACGUAACUUGACCUGGCAAUCAUACUCCGUUCCUCAUGCUGUUACGACCGUGUCGAAGGAUGCGAAGCGAGUCUAUCCAUAUGCCGUUAGCCUCAUGGAGAGCGUCAGGACUCUGUCUCAGACUCUGCGACAAAUAUCUGUCAUGGGAGAUGAAUCUAUCCUUCUCAACGGACACCGCAACGAUGUCUACAAGAUGAUCAGUGAAGGUGUCCCUCUCCGAUGGGAAUCAUUCAUCAACUCUCACGAGCUCUUCUACUCUGACCCAAGGCAAAAUCGGCCACUCCUCCCUGGCGGACCCGACUUUGGCCUUGCCAAGAACACCGAGAGCAAACAUGGCAUGUUUAUUCGAGGCUUCGCCGCGGCUGUGUCUGUGCUCCAGAGCAAGGUUGUUGCAUUGAACUUCAUCCACGCAACUGUCGAGCAGGCGCUCAAGGAGCUCAAUACCUGUGCUUAUGAUGAGACAGCCUUCCAGUCCCGUCUGGAUACGAUCCAGUCUGCUGUUGAUCAGCUGAACCUGGAGCAAUAUGUAAACCUUGACUUUUGGGUGCGAGGCUUGAACGCCCAGGUUCAAUCGAUCCUUCUCACCCGUCUCCAGAGCGCUGUCCUUUCCUGGAUUUCGGCAUUUGAGGAUGAGUCGAUUGAAGAUGAGAGACGCAAGCAGAACAACCCAGAGGAAGGAAAACCUGAAGGCCCGACCAUGAAACGCCUCGUACUGGAACUCGCCAUGCGCAACCAAGUCAUCUACCUCGAUCCUCCGCUGGAAUACGCACGAGCUGGUUGGUUCCUCCACCUGCACGAGUGGCUUGGAAUCGUCUGCAACCUCCGCAAGAUCAAGGCCACUCGCUACCAGAUGAGCCUCAUUACCACCGUCAACGACGAGCCCCGCUUCACCGACCUGCCCUCGGAGUGUGCUGAUCUGCUCCAGCGUGUGUACGUAUCUGUGGAGAAUAAGCUCCAGGAGAUUGGUGCAUACGUCGAUAAAUGGCUUCAAUUCCAGUCUCUCUGGGACCUUCAGUCUGAGCAAGUCUAUGAUGCUCUUGGUGAACAACUUCCUCGAUGGUUGCAGCUUCUCCAAGAGAUUCGCAAGACCCGAUCUACCUUUGACACGCAGGAAGUCAGUCGCGCGUUUGGACAUCUUACCAUUGACUAUGACCAGGUUCAGACCAAGGUCAACGCUAAGUAUGAUCAGUGGCAGCACGAGAUUCUCAUGAAGUUUGCUAGCCGUCUCAGCAAUCGCAUGCGAGAUGUCAACGCGGAUAUUGAGAAGGCCCGAAAGGAUCUCGAGAGCCAGAGCUCGGAUGCGUCGUCAACUGCCCAAGCCGUCCAGUUUAUUACUGUCGUCCAGAGCUGCAAGCGCAACGUCAAGACGUGGGCCCCUGAAAUCGACAUGUUCCGCCAAGGACAGUCGACGCUCAUCAGACAACGUUACCAGUUCCCUAACGACUGGUUGCAUAUCGAACAGAUCGACAGUCAGUGGGAAGCACUCAAGGAGAUCUUGGAAAAGAAGUCCAGGAUCGUCCAGGACCAGACUGAUGCGCUGCGAGCCAAAAUCUUUACAGAGGAUAAGCUCGUAAACGAGAGAAUUGCCGAGAUUGCUGCUCAGUGGAACGAGGAGAAGCCAGUUUCUGGAACGAUCCAGCCAGAUGUUGCUUCGGCUACCCUCAGCUCGUUCGAGCAACGCAUUUCUAAGCUUCAACACGACUCCCAGAUGGUUUUGAAGGCGAAGGAGGCACUUGAUAUCCCAGUCACCUCCGACAACUCUCUUGAGGCCACCCUUGAGGAAAUCCGCGACUUUCAAUCUGUCUGGUCGAACCUCGCCACCAUCUGGGCGAGUCUCAACGAGACCCGCGAUAUUUUGUGGACUGCUGUGCAGCCACGCAAAAUUCGAUCCAAGGUGGACGAUCUCAUCAAGAGCACCAAGGAGAUGCCCAGCAGGAUGCGACAAUAUGCUGCCUUUGAGCACGUCCAGGGCAUUCUGCGUGGCUUCCUCAAGGUCAAUCCCAUUCUUUCCGACCUCAAGUCUGAUGCCAUUCGUGAACGACAUUGGCAAAAGAUCUACAAGCAGAUCAAGCCGCAGAAGCGCUUCUCUCCCAGCUCAAUGACUCUUGGUGACGUUUGGGAUCUUAACUUGGUAGCAACCGAAGUCAUCGUCAAGGACAUCAUCGCCCAGGCUCAAGGCGAGAUGGCUCUGGAGGAGUUCCUUAAGCAGGUUCGCGAGACCUGGCAGAACUAUGCACUGGAGAUGGUAGGAUACCAGAAUAAGUGCCGACUUAUUCGUGGUUGGGAUGACCUCUUUGCCAAGUGCAGCGAGAACUUGAACUCUUUGCAGGCCAUGAAGCAUUCGCCCUACUACAAGGAGUUUGAGGAAGAAGCUGUUUCCUGGGAAGACAAGCUCAAUCGCGUGCACGUCUUGUUCGAUGUGUGGAUUGAUGUGCAACGCCAGUGGGUGUACCUGGAAGGCGUCUUCACUGGUAACCUGGACAUCAAGCAUCUUCUCCCCAUCGAGUCGGGACGUUUCCAGAACAUCAACAGCGAGUUCCUUGCCGUCAUGAAGAAGGCCAACAAGACACCCUAUGUCCUUGAUGUCCUGAAUAUUCCGAAUGUGCAAAAGUCUCUCGAGCGACUGGCGGAGAUGCUCAACAAGAUCCAGAAAGCUCUUGGUGAAUACCUGGAGAAGGAGCGAGUGUCGUUCCCCCGAUUCUACUUCGUCGGUGACGAAGACUUGUUGGAGAUGAUUGGUAACAGUAACGACACGCUGCGUAUUGCCAAGCACUUCAAGAAGAUGUUCGCCGGCUUGUCGGGUCUCAUUAUGGACGACGAGACUGUUAUCUCUGGCUUCACAUCGAAGGAGGGCGAGGCUGUUCGGUUGAAGAAAGAGAUUUCUUUGGCAAAGACCCCGAGAAUCAAUGACUGGUUGGCGCUUUUGGAGGGUGGAAUGAAGGCGACCCUCGCCGAGUUGUUGGCAGAGGCCGUCGAGCAGUACACGCCUAUAUUUGAAUCGGAGAACAUUGACCGUGCUGCCCUGAACCAAUUUAUGGAGGCCUUCCCUAGCCAGAUUGUCGUUCUUGCUACCCAGGUUGCUUGGACUACGGCCGUCGAAAAUUCGCUGGCGGCUGGCGGCAAGACAUUGAAGGCACUGUUUGAACUCGAAGUGGAAGUUCUCCGCGUCCUUGCUGAUACCGUUUUGGGAGACCUCGAAAUCAUCCAGCGAAAGAAGUGCGAACAGUUGAUUACCGAAUGUGUCCACCAGCGCGAUACAAUCGAGAAUCUCUUCAACGCCAACGCCGAGUCUCCCAGUCACUAUCUCUGGCAGCUGCAGAUGCGCUAUGUAAACAACCCCGAAGGGGACUUUAUUGACCGUCUCCACAUCAAGAUGGCCAAUGCGAAGCUCAACUAUGGCUUUGAAUACUUGGGCGUUCCGGAUCGACUUGUCCGCACUCCCCUUACAGACCGAUGCUUCCUCACUCUCACUCAAGCCUUGUGCCAACGCCUCGGUGGUUCGCCCUACGGACCUGCCGGUACAGGUAAAACGGAAUCAGUCAAAGCCCUUGGUCUGCAGCUGGGUAGAUUCACCCUUGUCUUCUGCUGUGACGACACUUUCGAUUUCCAGGCCAUGGGCCGAAUCUUCCUGGGUAUCUGCCAAGUGGGUGCUUGGGGUUGUUUCGAUGAGUUCAAUCGUCUGGAGGAGCGUAUCCUGUCUGCUGUCUCGCAACAAAUCCAGAAUAUCCAGCUGGGUCUUAAGCAAGGUGUAGAGGAUGACCAGGCCCAGAUCGAGCUGGUCGGUCGCCAGCUCCAUGUCAACGAGAACACUGGUAUCUUCAUCACCAUGAACCCUGGAUAUGCAGGCCGUUCCAACCUGCCCGACAACUUGAAGAAGCUUUUCCGCAGUGUCGCCAUGUCGAAGCCCGACAAGGAACUCAUUGCCGAAGUCAUGCUGUACUCCCAGGGUUUCAACCAAGCCAAACAACUCUCAAAGCAGACAGUACCCUUCUUCGAUCAAUGUUCUGCCAAGCUUUCCAAACAGGCUCACUAUGACUUCGGUUUGCGUGCACUGAAGAGUGUCCUGGUCAGCUCUGGUGGCCUGAAGCGUGCUCGCCUUGGCCAAGGCACUCUUGGCGUCGAAGAAGUUGUCGAGCCCGAGAUUAUCGUGCAGAGCAUUCGCGAAACCAUUGCACCGAAGUUGAUCAAGUCCGAUGUCGAUAUCAUGACAUCCAUUGAGGGUGACUGCUUCCCGGGCGUGGACUACGUCCCUGCUAACCUUGAGGCUCUGGAAGAUGCAAUUCGCUUCCUCGCUGCUGAGCGCCACCUUGUCGUCAAUGAGCUCUGGAUGACCAAGGUUCUCCAGCUGUACCAAAUCCAGAACAUUCACCAUGGUGUCAUGAUGGUUGGUAACUCUGGUUCCGGAAAGUCUGUCGCCUGGAGGCUCCUGCUCGAUGCCCUUCAAAAGGUUGAAGGCGUUGAAGGCGUGUCUCACGUCAUUGAUUCAAAGGUCAUGUCGAAGGAAGCCUUGUACGGAAACCUCGACUCAACCACUCGCGAAUGGACGGAUGGUUUGUUCACGAGCAUCCUGCGAAAGAUUGUCGAUAACCUGCGUGGCGAGGAUUCCAAACGACACUGGAUCGUCUUCGACGGUGAUGUGGAUCCCGAGUGGGUUGAGAACUUGAACAGUGUGCUUGACGACAACAAGCUACUUACCCUGCCCAAUGGUGAGCGUCUCAACUUGCCUUCAAAUGUUCGAAUCAUGUUCGAAGUUGAGACACUUAAAUACGCUACCCUUGCCACUGUCAGUCGAUGCGGUAUGGUCUGGUUCAGCGAGGACACUGUCUCCCCUACCAUGAUGGUAACCAACUACCUCGAGACUCUUCGCAGCGUUCCUUUCGAAGACUUGGAUGAGGAUAGUGUCACGACAGGACACAACCCCGCUAAGACGUUGGCGGUCCAAGGACAGUUUGCCGAUCUGCUUCAAGUGUACCUGAGUGAGGAAGACUUCAUGCUCCAAGCGUUGAAGCGGGCCGAAGGCUACAACCACAUCAUGGACUUCACUGUUGCUCGUGUGCUCGGCACCCUGUUCUCGCUGCUGAACAAGGCCGUGAGAGAUGUUAUCGAGUACAACGUCCAACACUCUGAUUUCCUUCUCGACCCAGAGCAGAUUGAAGCCUUUGCCUCGAAGAAGCUUCUGUUGGCGCUUGUUUGGGCCCUCACUGGUGACUGCCCCCUCAACGAUCGAAAGUCAUUCGGCGAUGAUAUCUGUGCCUUUGCCAACUUUGGUUCCCCGCCGCUUGAUGGCACGAGCUCUCUGAUUGACUUCGAUGUUACCCUGCCCAAGGCCGAAUGGUCCCCGUGGCAGAGCCAGGUUCCCACUGUGGAGGUCAACACCCACUCCAUUACUCAAACUGAUGUCGUCAUCCCUACACUCGAUACGGUUCGCCACGAGGAUGUGCUCUACUCUUGGCUUGCGGAGCACAAGCCUCUGCUGCUUUGCGGUCCCCCUGGUUCGGGUAAAACAAUGACUCUCUUCAGCGCACUGCGCAAGCUGCCCAACAUGGAGGUUGUCGGCCUUAACUUCUCCAGCGCGACUACCCCCGAUCUCCUCAUCAAGACCUUUGAGCAGUACUGCGAGUACAAGAAGACUCUCAAUGGCGUUAUGCUCUCACCGACCCAGAUUGGCCGAUGGCUGGUUAUCUUCUGUGACGAAAUCAACUUGCCCGCCCCUGACAAGUAUGGAACCCAGCGAGCCAUCUCCUUCUUGCGCCAACUUGUCGAGCACAAUGGUUUCUGGCGAACCUCCGAUAAGUCUUGGGUUACACUCGACCGGAUCCAAUUCGUCGGCGCCUGUAACCCUCCCACCGACGCUGGUCGUACCCCUAUGGGUGCCCGAUUCCUCCGACACGCUCCCCUGAUCAUGGUUGAUUACCCCGGUGAGCUGUCUCUGAACCAGAUCUACGGCACUUUCAAUACGGCGGUCCUCAAGAUCAUCCCAUCCCUUCGUGGAUAUGCAGAGCCUCUUACACACGCUAUGGUUCGCUUCUAUCUCGAGUCUCAAAAGAGAUUCACGCCCAAGAUCCAACCCCAUUACGUAUACAGUCCUCGUGAGUUGACUCGUUGGGCCCGUGGUGUGUACGAAGCCAUUCGACCGCUGGAGACCUUGUCCAUUGAGGGUCUCAUUCGUAUCUGGGCCCACGAGGCUCUCCGCCUGUUCCAGGAUCGUUUGGUCGCGGAGGAUGAGCGCAAGUGGACUGACGAUAUGGUACGGAAAAUCGCCCUUGAGCACUUCCCUACGAUUGACGAAGAAAAGGCCCUUGGUGGCCCCAUCCUCUUCUCCAACUGGUUGUCCAAGAACUAUGUCCCCGUUCAUCGCGAGCAGCUGAGAGACUUUGUCAAGGCCAGAUUGAAGACUUUCUGCGAGGAAGAGGUCGAUGUCCCUUUGAUCCUCUUUAACGAUGUCUUGGAGCAUGUAUUGCGCAUUGACCGUGUCUUCCGACAACCCCAAGGACACUUGAUUCUCAUUGGUGUCAGUGGCAGUGGCAAGACUACGCUUUCCCGCUUCGUGGCGUGGAUGAAUGGUCUUAAGGUCUUCCAGAUCAAAGUCCACGGUAGGUACUCUGCCGAGGACUUUGACGACGAUCUUCGAGAUGUCCUCCGUCGCUGUGGUUGUAAGGGUGAGAAGAUUUGCUUCAUCAUGGACGAGUCCAACGUUCUGGACUCGGGUUUCCUGGAGAGAAUGAACACACUCCUGGCCAACGCCGAAGUCCCUGGUCUGUUCGAGGGAGAUGAGCACGCAGCCCUCAUGACAGCUUGCAAGGAAGGUGCUCAGCGACAGAACCUCCACCUAGACUCGCCCGAUGAGUUGUACAAGUGGUUUACCCAGCAGAUCGUCAAGAACCUACACGUCGUCUUUACGAUGAACCCGCCAGAGGAUGGCCUCUCGUCUAAGGCAGCCACCAGUCCCGCCUUGUUCAAUCGAUGUGUGCUUAACUGGUUCGGAGACUGGUCUGACCAGGCGCUCUUCCAGGUCGGCCAUGAACUGACCCAGAAGAUCGACUUGGAUCGGCCGAACUUCAAUUCUCCUGACACUAUCCCGGUUGCCUACCGCGGUCUUCAAUUGCCGCCCUCUCACCGAGAAACAGUUGUCAACUCGAUGGUGUACAUCCACUACUCACUUCAGCGUUACAACGAGAAGCUGCUGAAGCAGCAAGGCAAGGUGACCUUCCUUACUCCUCGACACUUCCUCGACUUUGUUGCGCAGUUUGUCACUCUGUACAACGAGAAGCGUGAAGAUCUGGAGGAGCAGCAGCGCCAUCUAAAUGUCGGUCUUGAGAAGCUCAGGGAUACCGUCGACAAAGUGCGAGAUCUCCGGGUGAGUCUCGCUGAAAAGAAGACGCAGCUGGAGCAGAAGGAUGCGGAGGCGAACGAAAAGUUGCAGCGCAUGGUCGCCGACCAGCGCGAGGCAGAACAGAGGAAGAGUACGUCGCUAGAAAUCCAGGCGGCGUUGGAGAAGCAAGAGUUUGAGGUUGCUACACGAAAGAAGGUUGUUUUGGAGGAUCUCGCAAAGGCAGAGCCUGCAGUCGAGGAGGCCAGGUCCAGUGUCAGCAACAUCAAGCGUCAACAUUUGACUGAGAUCAGGUCUAUGGGUAAUCCGCCCCAGGGUGUCCGCCUAGCCCUCGACGCCGUCUGCGCAUUGCUCAGCCAUAAGAUCAACGACUGGAAGGCUAUACAAGCCGUGGUGCGAAAGGAUGACUUCAUUGCCAGUAUCCUCGGAUUCGACAACGAGAAGCAAAUGACGAAGUCCCUCAGGAACAAGAUGCGCAAUGAGUUCUUGUCCAACCCCGAGUUCACGUUCGAGAAGGUCAACCGUGCCUCCAGGGCCUGUGGUCCCUUGGUCCAGUGGGUUACUGCCCAGGUUAACUACUCCGAUAUCCUGGAUCGUGUUGGUCCCCUCAAGAUCGAAGUUACCCAGCUUGAAGAGGAUGCGCUAGAGACCAAGGCCAACGCGAAGGCUGUGGAGAACAACAUCAUCGAGCUCGAGACCAGCAUUAACACGUACAAGACUGAAUAUGCUGCACUCAUCAGCGAAACACAGGCGAUCAAGUCUGAAAUGUCAAAGGUUCAAUUCAAGGUUGACCGCAGUGUCAGGCUACUGGAUAGUCUGUCAUCUGAGAGAGUUCGUUGGGAAGACGGAAGCAAGUCUUUCGAGACGCAGAUCAACACCCUUGUCGGGGACGUCGUUGUAGCCGCGGCCUUCCUGGCAUACAGCGGUCUCUACGAUCAGACAUUCCGAAAGUCCAUGAUCGACGACUGGUUCCACCAGCUUCAUCUUUCUGGCAUCCAGUACAAGUCGACCAACCCAAUCACCGAGUAUCUCUCCACAGCGGAUGAGCGUCUGGGCUGGCAGGAGAACACCCUUCCCGUUGACGAUCUGUGCACAGAAAAUGCCAUCAUUCUCAAGCGCUUCACUCGGUACCCACUCAUCAUCGACCCCUCAGGACGAAUGACCGAGUUCCUGCAGAAAGAGUGCAAGGACCGCCGCUUGACAGUUACCAGCUUCUUGGAUGACACGUUCACAAAGCAACUGGAGAGUUCUCUCCGAUUCGGAAACCCUAUCCUCAUUCAAGACGCGGAGCACCUCGACCCCAUUCUCAACCAUGUUCUCAACAAGGAAUACCAAAAGACGGGUGGACGUACUCUCAUCCAGCUUGGCAAGCAGGAAAUUGACUUCUCACCGUCAUUCAAGCUUUAUCUGUCAACUCGAGACCCGUCGGCUACUUUCGCGCCGGAUAUCUGCAGUCGAACAACCUUUGUUAACUUUACAGUCACUCAGAGCAGUCUUCAGACUCAGUCACUUAACGACGUGCUCAAGUCGGAGCGCCCUGACGUUGACGAAAGGCGUUCCAACCUCAUCAAGCUGCAAGGAGAGUUCAAGAUCCACUUGCGCCAGCUCGAGAAGCGACUGCUCCAGGCCCUCAAUGAGUCUCGCGGCAACAUCCUAGAUGACGACAAUGUCAUUGAGACCCUCGAGACUUUGAAGACAGAGGCAGCCGAGAUUUCCAUCAAGAUGAGCAACACUGAAGGUGUCAUGGCUGAAGUGGAAGAAAUCACACAGCAGUACAGCAUCAUCGCCCGAUCUUGCAGUGCUGUCUUUGCAGUUCUGGAGCAGCUACACUACAUCAACCAUUUCUACCAGUUCUCGCUCCAAUACUUCCUCAACAUCUUCCAAUCGGUGCUGCAUGGCAAUAAGAACCUCGCCAACGAGACGAACCACAAUGUUCGCCGCGACGUGAUCGUCAAAGAUUUGUUUGUCAACACGUUCAAGCGGACUGUGCUUGGUCUGCUCCAGAAAGACCGCGUUACUCUGGGCAUGCUGCUUGCACAGGCCUCUCCCUACAAGAUGGACAAGACCUUGAUUGAUGUCAUUCUCGACAACCGUGUCGAAGGCAAUGACUUGUCCUCAACCCCCGGCAACAAGGAUGAAGCAUUUGCACAGGCCAAGAAGCUUAGCAUUGUCAAGGAGAAGAUCGAUGCCGUGUCGACGGAGGAUUGGGAUAAGUUCUUUUCUGAGGAACUGGCCGAGAAUUUCGUACCGCAGAUCUGGGAUGAGAAGACUGAUGCCAAUGAUCAAUCCCUCCUGUCUCUUCUGCUUCUCAAGCUUUUCCGCAUGGAUCGAUUUGUGCCCGCUGCGGAGCGUUUUGUGGGCCAAAUCUUCGGAUCUGACAUCUUUGAUGUGGUGGAGGACCUGAAGGAGGCCGCAGAACAGGUGUCCGCAACUCUGCCAAUCUCACUGGUAUCCAGCCCCGGCUUCGACGCAAGUUACAAGGUCGACAAUUUGGUCGAGCGAAUGCGUGUCAAGUGCACCAACAUUGCCAUGGGUUCCAACGAGGGUCUUGCCAGUGCCGACAAGGCCAUCAGCAACGCUGCCCAGACUGGCUCAUGGGUCUUGGUCAAGAACGUACACUUGGCUCCCACCUGGCUUCAGAGCCUGGAAAAGCGUAUGGAGUCUCUCAACCCACACGCCGAGUUCCGCCUCUUCCUAUCCAUGGAGUCCAGUCCAAAGAUUCCGGUCAACCUUCUUCGAGCCUCGCGUGUGCUCAUGUACGAGCAGCCCGCAGGUGUAAGAGCCAACAUGAAGGACUCCAUGACGUCGCUUUCCGCCCGGCCCACUAAGGGCCCCGUGGAGAGGACAAGACUGUACCUGCUCCUGUCAUUCCUCCACGCCGUGGUGCAGGAGAGACUGCGGUACGCGCCAAACCUCGGUUGGAAGGGUUUCUGGGAAUUCAACGACAGCGACUACGAAUGCUCUACUUUCAUCGUUGACACUUGGAUCGAUGGCGUGGCAGGCAAUCGAACGAAUAUCGCUCCUCAGAACAUUCCCUGGGAGAUGGUGCGCUACUUGGUAACGGAGACGUACGGUGGCAAGAUCGACGACGAGGGUGACUUCAAGCUCCUCUCCCAGCUCGUCACAAAUUUCCUCACUCCGGCUGCGUAUGAGGUUGACCACAAGCUUGUCGACGGACCCGACGGUGGCCUAGUUGUCCCCUCGGGUACCAGCCUUCAGGACUGUAUGGCUUGGAUCCACAAACUGCCUGAGCGUGAGCCACCCACAUACCUCGGACUGCCUGCCAAUGCGGAGAAGCUUCUUCUCAGUGGCCUGGGUCGUAGCCUCAUUGCCAACUUGCGCAAGGUGACGGAUUUACUGGACGAGGGAGAGCAGUUGGUGACGGAGGUCUGA
Messenger RNA from Ilyonectria robusta, 13032 nucleotides. Its product is annotated as dynein heavy chain, N-terminal region 1-domain-containing protein. The coding region runs from base 1 to 13032 and encodes 4343 amino acids. The transcript has 3 exons. The record is from RefSeq and is a predicted model, not a curated record. Lineage: Eukaryota; Fungi; Ascomycota; Sordariomycetes; Hypocreales; Nectriaceae. Gene Ontology annotation, cellular component: dynein complex. Gene Ontology annotation, molecular function: minus-end-directed microtubule motor activity; dynein intermediate chain binding; dynein light intermediate chain binding. Gene Ontology annotation, biological process: microtubule-based movement.